Nicotiana tabacum (common tobacco) is the source of this 942-nucleotide messenger RNA. Its product is annotated as germin-like protein subfamily 1 member 17. Lineage: Eukaryota; Viridiplantae; Streptophyta; Magnoliopsida; Solanales; Solanaceae. The record is from RefSeq and is a predicted model, not a curated record. Gene Ontology annotation, molecular function: manganese ion binding.
AAAAGUAUAACAAGCCCAAAGCAAACAAACAAUUCUUUCCAAAUUUAGUGAAACUAGACUUUGCUACAACAAUGAGCAUGAGCUGGUUAAUAGCAACUUUAGCCAUUGCUGCUUUCUUUUCAUCCCAAUUAGCUUACGCCUAUGAUCUCAACCCUCUACAAGACAUAUGUGUUGGAGAUACAGACUCUAACGGUUCUGUAUUCAUGAAUGGACAGUUUUGCAAAGACCCAAAGCUUGCAAAAUCAGACGAUUUCUUUGCUUCAGGUCUUAAUAUAAAAGGAAAUAUAGCGCUCCCUAAGUGGGGCUAUUCUGUGACUAUUUUGGAUGCAAUCACAAUGCCUGGACUCAACACUCUUGGUAUUUCUAUAUCUCGUGCUGACUUAGAACCGAAGGGUCUAGUCCCAUUUCACACACACCCUCGAGCUACCGAGCUUAUAACUAUAUUGGAAGGUACUAUUUAUGCUGGAUUUCUUCUCCCUGAUUUUCCCAACAUUUUUAAGAGUCGUCUCUUCUCGAAAAUUUUGAAUCCUGGAGAAGUGUUUGUUAUCCCAGAAGGUCUUAUUCACUUCCUAUAUAAUGUGGGACAUAACAAUGCUACUGUACUCGCUUCUUUCAACAGUCAACGUCCGGGAUUCGUCAUGAUUCCGAGUGAAAUCUUUGCUUCAGAUCCACCUAUUCUCGAUGAUGUUCUUGCCAAAGGUUUCCAGCUUGAUAAGAAAGUGAUCAAACAACUUCGGAAGAAAUUCUCCUAAGAUUUUUCAUUACAGACAGGAGCGUAUCUAGAAUACAAGAUUUGGGUUCAGCUGAACCCGUACUUUCUGCUCAAACCCUGAAUAUCAGCCGAUAAACUCAUUAAAUUUAUAUAAAUAAUAGAUUUUGAAUCCAUUAAAUUCGAUAAACUACGGUAGAACUUCAAAUUUGAAUCUCAUGUAGUUCAAAUCC